Molecule: messenger RNA, 701 nt
Organism: Pogonomyrmex barbatus (red harvester ant)
Lineage: Eukaryota; Metazoa; Arthropoda; Insecta; Hymenoptera; Formicidae
Source: RefSeq, a predicted model, not a curated record
UGCCAGUGAAUUUACAAACACAAUCUAACUGAACAUAUUGUGCCACAUGGCGUCGUAAAACGCUCAAAAAUUAUCCGAAGUUGCCGGAUUUGCUGUAUUUGAAGCGAAAAUGGGCGAUUGAAUCUGCGCGACAGUGGUUCAUUGCAAAUUAAGACAUUCCAUCUUCAGAGACUCAAAGUGCAGUAAAGGCCUUCUCUCCUUCAUGGUCCUGAUCAUUCGCAACUGUAGAAUACUAUCCAGUCGACAGAACAAACAAGUUAGAAAGCUGCAAAUCGGAAGGCUGCAAGAUUAUCAGAGAUUCUAUCGUCAACAAUCAAUUUGUGACAAAAGGAACAGCUGUGUAAUGGGGUCAACAUCAAUUUUAGGGACAUUGUUCCUCUAUAGUGUUGCCAUGUUUACUUUGCCAUUUGUUGCCUUCUUUGGGACACGGCAUUUUAUGAUAUCCAAAUUUCACACUGAUACUGCUGUAACUAAUUAUAUUUCUGUACUGGCUGCUGUAAUCACAGUUAACUUGAUUAUCUCUUGUUAUGUGUAUCAAGCUUUAAAUGAGCCUGUUGAAGAGAAAGAACAGGAAGAUGAGGUUAGAAUAGAGUCUAAAGAAAAUUUGAAUAAAAAAGCUGAUUAGACUUAUUUCAUCAAAGAAAAUUUGCAAAACGUUAAAUAUUUUUCAUAUAAAUAUUUCAUACAAAACAAAAUAACAU